AUGAAAAAAGCAUUUGAGAUACAGAAACAGGCUCGAGAUAAUGCAAAGACGUUCCAAACCUACAUCACAGACUUACAAAAUUGGGAGACCGAGAUGAAACGUAAAGAGGCCGCGCUUAACGGUGAUUUUGUGAAGGAUCUACCUCCAGUAAGGAGUAAGGCGAAGAGAGAAAGACCUUUGCAAGUAAAGAAAAAGAAUCAAAAAAGAAUCGCGUCAUCUGAUUACGGAGCGUGGGAUAAAUUUGAUGUUGACAAAGCAUGUGAGGAUAUAGAUAUGGCAGAAGUUGGACCUGUGUCCUUAGACAGCAAGAAAAGCCAAAAAGAUAAGCAGGAGAAAUUGCGGGAGGAGGCACUUUAUGAAAAAGAGAGAGGCAAUGGAUUUGUGAAGCAGGAGAAGUGGGAUGAAGCGAUAACAUGCUACAACAGGGCAAUAGAGUUAGUCAAAGAUGAAGCAAUAUAUUAUGCAAACAGAGGCUUGUGCCACCUUAAGAAAGAAAGUCUCCAUCAAGCAGAAACUGACUGUACAGAGGCGCUCAAGCUUGAUCCCACAUAUGUGAAAGCGUUUCAAAGGCGCGCUUCGGCCAGAGAGAGACUGGGAUCCCUCCGCGCUGCCACAAAUGAUUUAAAUGAGGUUCUUAAACUGGAACCUCAUAAUUUGGCAGCCAGAAGGCAGCUGGAAGCAAUAAAAGCGCGAAUGGGCACGAAAGGAACAAAGUCUAAAUCAUCACCAACAUCUACACCAAAUGUGGAAUCAAAGCAGUUUAAGGACAAUUUAAAGCACAAAGGACAGGCUAAAAUUGUGGAGUUGUCAGAUGAUCCGGCAAUAGCUAAGGAACGCACUCAGUUGGAAAAAUGGAAAUUUGGUGAAGGGGAGAAUAUAAAUGUCAUGAGACCUGUAAAGAAACCCCCGCAUUUGAGAUCAAAGAGGGCUUUGAAGUCAAUUACUAUUCAAGAGAUACCAUUAGGAAAAUCGUUACCAGAAAAGCCACCGACCCGCCUGAAAAUCAUUGAAGUAGAUGACGAUUUGGCUCAAGGUGACACAAACAGCAACGCAUCUAAUGCAAGCAGUGGUAAAAUGGAAGCUGAUCGCACCAGUCAAGUGAUAGGUGAGGGAGAUGCUAAAGUAACAAGCCCAGAAUCGUUGAAGUUGAUAGCUGAAGCGGAGGCAACAGAAAAAGUUAAUUUCGCUCAUGACAUCGUUCCGCCUGUGAAUAGUGUACAGUUUAUGGCGGAGUGGAAGUAUCUGAAAGGCCGCAGUGAAGCUAGGAGCAAUUAUUUAAGUAUUAUCGAGCCUAGCAAAAUUCCCUCAAUCUUUGAAAAUGCACUAGAGAGUGACGUGCUUUCGGAAAUACUUCAUAUUCUAGCUGAGGAUAUGGACAAAUUUGGAGGGAAAACCAUAACAGCAUACCUUAAGGGUUUAUGUAGAGUGAAGAGAUUCUCUGCUUUGGCUAUGUUCCUAUCAACUAGCGAUAAACAAUUAUUAAACAAACUGCUUGAGCGCUGCCAAACUGUGGAAAAGUGCAGCGAGGCUGACAUUGCUGAUCUGAAGAACAAAUUUGAACUA
Molecule: messenger RNA, 1563 nt
Organism: Iphiclides podalirius (scarce swallowtail)
Lineage: Eukaryota; Metazoa; Arthropoda; Insecta; Lepidoptera; Papilionidae
Source: the annotation of a GenBank genome assembly